UAUAUUUAUAAGCUACGGAAGUGCACUGGUAAGCGAAGAGUGUCCCUGUUUUCAUGGCUAAAACGGCGGCCAAACCCGUUUGUGCACGGAUAUCUGGUUCAAAUGCUCCAUUCAGCUCGAAAUGGAAAGCUUCGAAAUGGUUCAAAUUACGGAACUACCCUAUAUCUUCAACAAUUCGAGCUUCUCAAUCCAUGGAUGACAAGAACAAGGUCUACAAAGAACUGGGUAUGUUUUCGUUAAGAAAGAAGAUUGAAGAUGCAGUUCUCCGUGCGGAGAUGUUGGCACCAACAGCAUUAGAACUUGAACAAGCAAGCCACAUUAAGCAGGAAGAAAUGAUACGGGAACAUAACCUUUGGGAUGACCUUACUAAAUCAAAUGAAAUGCUUGUCAAGUUAGCUGAUACAGCAAAGGUGGUUGAUGCUCUCAAGGACCUAACAUAUAAGGCUGAAGAAGUUAAGCUGAUCACGCAGCUGGCGGAGAUGGAUGCUAUAAAUUAUGGUCUUUUUAAGCAAGCGUAUACUGCGUCUGUAGAUGUAAACAAAUUCUUGGAUAAAUACGAGAUGUCUAAACUUCUUAGUGGGCCAUAUGACAUGGAGGGAGCAAGCCUGACAAUUAGAGCCGGAACUAAUGGCAUCUUCCAUGAGAUGUGGGCAGAACAACUCCUAAGAAUGUAUCUGAAAUGGGCUGGAAAGCAAAAUUGUGGAGGAUGGGUGGUUGAGAAAUAUCCUUCAGAGAAUGGUGGUUUCAAGUCUGCAACUAUUGAGUUCGAAUCCAAUUAUGCUUAUGGCUAUCUUUUAGGGGAGAGAGGUGUUCAUCAAAUGAUAAGUUCUCACGACGGACCUAUCCUCCACGAGUAUUUGCAGGCUCACUUGGCUGCUGUGGAUGUCAUUCCUCUAUUCCUUGAAACAGCUCCCGACCUACUAAUCCCUGACGAGGAUUUAAUGAUUUCGUCCACUUCAUCUUAUGGAGAGGAGCAGAGUCAAACAAAAUCUGCAGUUUGCAUCCAGCACAUUCCAACUGGCUUAAGAGUUCAAUCCUCAGGUGAAAGGAGUCAUUUUGCAAAUAAGAUGAAGGCGCUUAAUCGAUUGAAGGCCAAGCUUCUCAUAGUUCUGAGGGACCAAGGAAUUUCCAGUGUAAGGAACAUCGAUAGAGAUGGCAUUGUGGAUAUGUGGCACCAAGAGGCUCGAAGGUACGUGUUUCACCCAUACAAGCUAGUACAAGAUGUAAAAACUGGCAUCCAAUUGCCGGACUUGAACUCUGUUUUAGAUGGAAACAUUGAACCUCUAAUUGCAGCUAAUAUUAAUAGCAGACAGACAUGUGAAAUGGUCUGAAACCAGAUUGCCUAUGUUUAUUUGUCCUCUUGCAGAUAAUAUGUUAUGUAUUAUAUGAUUUUGAAAAUCAAAACAUAAAUCUGCACCUUGUGCCACCAGUUUAUUGUAACUUCCAUGAUGAAUCAAUUUCAUGAUUAUGAGCCACUGACUCCUGAUAUAGGAUAUCCACGACGAAAGGUGCCUAAUGGUUUUCCUCUGAUGUAUGGCUCGCUUCUCCUUACCAUAGAUGAAUUCAGACACCAUUUGAUAAAAGUUGUGUCUGGUUUAUCUGUAGCACUCAUGAGAAAGCUGUAACAUAUCAAAAUUUUGUUUUAUUGCUCUUAUCAGCAACCAACUUUUUAGCUGCCUCAAACAUUAACCAUUCUAACCUUGAAUUGUAAGUACGAUGUUCAUGAACUGCCGAAGAAAGAAUUCUUUUUAUUUUUUCGAGUUUCAUGUUAUUUAGAUAUGGAAAGAUGAUGGUUUGAAUC
Messenger RNA from Cornus florida, 1801 nucleotides. Its product is annotated as peptide chain release factor PrfB3, chloroplastic. Gene Ontology annotation, molecular function: translation release factor activity. The record is from RefSeq and is a predicted model, not a curated record. Gene Ontology annotation, biological process: translational termination. The transcript is spliced from 6 exons. Bases 54 to 1331 code for a protein of 425 amino acids. Lineage: Eukaryota; Viridiplantae; Streptophyta; Magnoliopsida; Cornales; Cornaceae.